Molecule: messenger RNA, 237 nt
Organism: Symbiodinium necroappetens
Lineage: Eukaryota; Dinophyceae; Suessiales; Symbiodiniaceae
Source: the annotation of a GenBank genome assembly
AUGUCCAAGAAGUCCCCGGGAGAUUUCAUCAAGCAGGUCUUGGGCCGCCCCGUCAUCGUGAAGCUGAACAAUGGCGCAGACUACCGUGGAAUCCUGGCCUGCCUUGACGGCUACAUGAACCUCGCCAUGGAGCAGACAGAGGAGUAUGUGGACGGUCAGCUCAAGCACAAGUACGGCGACACCUUCAUCCGCGGAAACAACGUUUUGUACAUCAGUGCGCAGCCGAGGACCAAAUGA